AUGGACAAAAUGGACAAAAAAAAAAGUUCUCAAACUAAAAGGAACAUAGUAGAAUCAACAGAUAAUAAAAAGAAGGAUGUAAAGAAGAACCAAGUUAAAGAUAAGAAACAAGGCAAAAAAGAUAAACCAAGUGACGAUGAAGAUAACACAAAUCAAGGCGGUAAUCAAUCUUUUUGUGAAGAUCAAAAGGAUUCUAAAAACAUUAUUUGUGAAAAAGAUUUGGAACCUAAAUCAUUGGACCAUGAUAAUGAAGAAGGAUGGUGUGUACAAAGAAAUAAAAAAAAAACUAGUCAUCAAAAUUUGAGUGAAGAACAAAAAUAUCAUAAAAAUGUUGAACAGAAGAGCAAAUUGUCUGACUCGAAUUCCAAACAAAAAAAAACCCAUGAUAUUAACAACAUUGAUUCACAUGAGGAUGAGGAUACACAUAAAUCAGUAACUAAAAAGGGAAAAAGGCGGAGGGAUAAAAAAAAAAAAAAUAGUCAAGAGCAAAAAAAUAUUUCUGACAUAGAUAAUAUAUUUAAUCAGACAAAAGUACAUGAUGGAAACGGAAACAACAUUAAUGCGCAUAAAGAAAAUACACAAAAUUUAUCAAAUGAUGAUUUAGCAGGACGGAGAGAUAAAAAAAAAAAAAAAAAUAGUCAAGAGCAUACUGAUAUUUCUGACAUGGAUUCAUCCAUUGAUACAUUUAAUCAGACAAAAGUACAUGAUGGAAACGGAUACAACAUUAAUUUGCAUGAAGAAGAAACAAAAAAUGUAUCAGUAAAUAAUGAUUCAAAAGGACAGAGGAAUAAAAACAAAAAUGAAAAUAGUCAGAAAAAAGUUCAUGGUAAAAACAACAUUAAUUUGCAUGAAGAUCUACUUCAUUCAUCAGUAAAUGAAGAUUCAAAAGUACGGAGAGAUGACAAAAAAAACAAAAAAACAAGCCAUCAAAGUUUGAGUGGAGAACAAAAAAGUCAUAAAAAUGUUCAAAAGCAAAACAAAUGGCCUGAGAAAGAUUGCAUUGAUGACAAUAUGAAACAAGCACAUGAUAGAAAAAUUGAUUCGCAUAAGGAUACACGCAAAUCAGAGGGAGCAGAAAGACCGAGGGAUAAAUACAAAAAUAACAAUGGUCAAAAGCAGAGCAGAUUUUCUGAUGCAUGUAUUUUAAAGGAAAUAGAUGAAGACAUUUUCAAAUUAUCAAAGGAAUAUUCUCUUGCUCAUUGUGUUGCUGAAGACUUACGAAUGGGUGCUGGCAUAGCUGUUGAUUUCAAAAAUAUCUUUGGUGGUGUUGGUAAACUAGUUGAUCAGAAAUUAAAAAUAGGAGAUGUUGGUAUAGUUAAACGUCACGAUCAAUAUGCAUUUUAUUUGAUAACAAAAAAAACUAGUAAUGGUAAACCUACAAUGAUUACAAUGGAAAAAGCGCUCCAUUCACUUUUAAACAAAAUGAAAGAAUACAAUUUAACAAAAUUAGGAAUACCAACAAUUGGUUGUGGAUUGGAUAGACUUGAUUGGUCUGAUACAAAAUCGCUCAUAAAUAAAAUAUUUUCUGGAUCUGGUAUUCAGAUAACAGUAUGUAUACCUUCAAAAUUACUAGAUUCGAAAAAACCGCCGAGAUUAACAGUUUACAUUACACCAAAAAAUUUAUGGGAAAUGGAAGCCGAAACCAUUAUUAUUUUAUUUAUUGACUUAGAAAAAACAUGCAACGAGAAUUGGACAGAUCAUAUAGUAGAUAAAGUUGACGCUAAAUACCCAUUCAAAAAAAACUUAUUAAGUGAUAUCAGAAAUAAGAAGCCUAACCCUGGUGACAUAACAGAAUACAAUGUUAAGAACGAAUAUAUAAUUUGUAUAUUUACCACUGAAAAUACAUAUUACGGUUCUCUAGAAAAUGGAUUUAAAACCAUACAAAAAAAAUACAAAGAAUAUAAGUAUUUGGCUAUUCAAAGUGACCUCAUUGAUUACCCUAGCGACAAUUUUCAACGUAUAUCAUGGAUAGUAUUAAUAUCUCGUUCGGUUAUUCACUCUUCUGAAUUAUGGUUAUGUGGUGAUGCCAAACAAAAUAAUUACAAGGUGAAUUAUGAUGAAUAUUGUAAAAAUGUACUCCCUAUGAAUAAUUCAUUUCAAUAUAAUUCUCCAAAUCAAAAAUACAACAGAUAUAAUGAUGAUCGUCGUAGUAAUUUUAAUACAAAAGAAACAAGUAAUCAACAUUGA
Messenger RNA from Macrosiphum euphorbiae (potato aphid), 2187 nucleotides. The record is from the annotation of a GenBank genome assembly. NCBI's taxonomy places the organism in Eukaryota, Metazoa, Arthropoda, Insecta, Hemiptera, Aphididae.